GUGAUCUAUAAAAGACCCCAAGUCCUCUGUCCCCCAGCGAGAUCAUGUGACUGCGCGGGACCCUCUGCAAAGUCAAGUGGGGUAUGGAGACACGCCGGUACGUACCGUUUAGGUGGGUGACAGCCAAAGUAAACAAACGCGGUCAUCGCGACUAGCUAAAUUAAACGUUGCGCAAAGUUCACCAUUCGUGGAUGCGCUGCAUGUGCUUUGUAGCAACGUCCCUAUUAUGUCUUCUUUCGCAGAUCCAACCGUGCCUGCAACACGGAGACCGCGGAAAUCUUUAAAUUCGAAUACACAUUUUAAAACAGCCAUGGACCAAGAGAACGCUACCGUCGAUGUCACCAGCCAAUCGACCUUUCGAGCCAGCCGCAACAAGUCAAGAAGCAAAAGUGUCGGGCCGGGGGGAUUUGACACCCUCCGUCAAAGUGCCGGAAACCGUCGAGCUUCGCUGGCGGCCCCUCGUUCUAUAUUGAAGCCUCGCCUUUCCGAUGCACCAAGCCCGCAGAGGCACAAGCGACAAUCCGAUGUCUAUCGAAGGAGUGAUGGCAGAGAGAACCGAACACAAACGUUGGAUGAGCCAACCAUUUCCAAGAUUGCGCUACGCACAGAAGAAGAACAACAGGCCGCUGCCCGCGAACGGGAGGAACUUGAACGCAGGGACGCACGCCGCAAAUCUCUUGCCAAUCGCAGGGUGUCUUUCGCUGCAGAGGCUACUCUGCACACUUUUCACGAACUCGAUUCUUUGCAAGAAUUAACGACAUCGACCGAUUCGUCUAGACGAGCAUCAUCUACGGCUGGUUUACCAGCAGCUUCUGCAUUUGAAAACAAUACGGCACACACGCAACCAGGCGAUACGUCUGACCUGAUCUUUUUCCAGAAUGAUGCUGGACCAUCCAACUUCAAUCCGACUCCCAACAGCAGAGAUGACACUAUAACCUCCGCCAUGUACAGCUCUGAUUCAGAGCCCGCUGAUGCAGUAGAAGACGUGAUUGACGAGGAGGAGGACGAUGACGACGAAUCCUCCAAUAGUGACUCGGAAGAUGGAACAAUGAUGACUAUUGACACCGAAGAUAUCACAGGCGUAUCCAUGGCUUCGGACGGCUUUGACGAAGAGGAUGAGGGCGAGGGUUCAUCGACUCUCGACCAGGCUCUUCGCCUUGCAGCACAACGUGCCAACACACAACGCCUUGAUGACGACGAUGAAGAGGAAGAAAUUAUCCCGUCAUUUGGUUGGGUAAAAAACGCAGGACAAGGAAAUGCUGCGUCAUCACAACGGUCUACUCCCCAACAGUGCGAAGUAACCGCGAUCGGCAUGGAUAUGGACUUGACGACUGCAAUGGGUGGUAUUGUCAAUACGCAGUUCACCGAAGAAAUUGAAGCAGACGAAGAUAUGUCAAUGGAUGUUACCAAGGUAUUGGGUGGUAUACUUGCCCAAAAAACAGUAGCAUUGUCAGACGACGUGCAGUCAAACUCAGGCGAAGCAACGAUGGAAUUUACAACUGCCAUUGGAGCUAUCCAAGAUGACAGCGAAAACGACAGUGUCGCUGAUGAUGAAGGAAUGUCAAUGGAACUUACGACUGUGUUAGGUGGAGUGGUUUCUCAAGAAAAGCGCAAGAGCAUUGCAGUAGCCAGACGACAGACCCUCAGUCAAAUGUCUGAUGCAGAUGAUGCUAUGGAUAUGACUGUUGGAUUUGGUCAUAUUCUUCCAACAGAAACGGAUGGACCAGUGAUUCAGGAUGGAGAUGACGAGACCAUGGGUAUGGAUAUGACUAGGGCAUUGGGUGGGAUCAUACAGAGUCCUGCACUGAAUGAUGCGAAAUCAUCUGCUAAACGGCUAUCGAGAUCACAUGCCAACUUCUUCGUGCCCGAUUCAUCACCUAUUAUCAUGUCCCCAAAGAGGAACUCUCCGACACGCAACUUAUCCAAUUCUCAACAACAGAGUUCACCAGGCGUUUCGAGUCCAGGUUUGCUAUCCGCGCGAAGCAACCCUCGCCGAGGUUCCGAAACUCCAACAGCUCCCCGAAUAACUAGAUCUCGAUCACGGACGCCAUCGCCGAUGAAAUCAAACUCCACAUUAGAAACUACAGCGGUCCCUAAUCUGCGCCGUGUUAGCCAGGAGGCUAAGCCAAUCACGCCCACGAAACUCAUGAAACCUCAAUCAACUACCUCGACCCCGUCGCGCUCGUCUCAGCGUUUGACGAACAAGACAGCCAAUCAGUCUACAGGGGCGCCUCAAACAGGGAACCGUCGACUUUCAGGUUUAGGCGUUGAUAGGGAUGGCUUGGGGUCUCCAUCUGUUGCCAAAAUCAUCGACCGUCGAGCAUCCAUUGGCGACUCAGCUGCCGAUUUUGUGGCAGGCAAAAAUCUCAUUUCAUUCGAAAGUCCCCGACAAUUGGCCGAACAGCUACGAAAAGAAGAACUCCAAAAUGCUCAGGAGAACGAGCAGCGAAAUGGUCGGCAUGUACAAGUCUUGGCACCUGGGAAAGAAGACAGAGAGGCGACAGUCACCCUCAUGGAUCUUAUAGAUACCCUCAGCCCAGCGAAGAAGCCUCUCAAUGGUCGCAAAAGUUUGCAUGUUGGCAGCGCGCGGGGUGUUCUUGGAAAGCGACCUGCCGAGCUGGACGACGAGGAAGCCGAGGAGCUGGACGGUGUCGAUAAGUUGAUUGGACUGCAGGCGAGCCCCGUGAAGAAAAUACGCUUGCAAAAGCCAACCAUUGUUGCAGAUAUGGGGAAAUUGACGCUUCAUAAUACCGUCCCAUUGGAUUACCUUGGAACACCUCACGCAUUGUCACCAACAAAGGCUGCUCCAUCGACAACACCACGGAAACUCGGAGGCUUUAAGGACUUGAAACAACAUCAUACGAUUCAUAACUUGAACCUUCAACCAGAAGGCCCGUCAAGCAGAGAUGAUGUUGAUGAUCAACGUGAACCCGACCAGAUUCAUCUCCAGGACUUCUUGGAUAUGACGUCCAUUCGCUUCAUGGAGCUGAAUACUACGAAACGCCGACAUACCACUGCUCCCACUGAGUCCAUGAAUGGAAGGCGAGCUAGUGAUAGUGAUGACAUGUCGCUUGAACGAUGUGUUGUUGCGAGCGCUUGCACGGUGCCAAAACUUGAGCUUUACCAGCAUUCAUGCCGGGAGCUGAAGAAGUACAUCUCGGAGGGCCGACGAAUGGUGAAAGAAAUCGAGGCAGAUACCUUUGAAGAUAACCCGCCUUUAUUCAAAGAAUAUCUCUCCGCGACACCGGACGUCAGGGCUUUGAUGGACAAUCAGUUCAAGAAUGUACGAACUCAUGCUCGCUUGCUCAGCAAGGCUAUGUGGUACGAAUGGCGUAUGAAGUUACAGGACGGGCUUAAAGAAGGUCUUGUUACUAUCAACAACGACAUGGAGCAAGACUAUAGAACAUUAAAGCAACAAGAACAUCUGCUGGCAUCGGCAUUGCCUGAUCUCGAAGCCCAGUUUGACCAGUUGGAUUCUCAGCGACAGGAUCUUCAGAGUGCAGCUCAGGAAAUCGCUGAUUGCGAUCCCGAGACGCUGAGCAGCACGCGCGAUGAACUUGUCUCUCUUAAAGAACAGAUUGAUCAGAAGACUCGUCUUUUGGAAGAACUCCGAAGCGAAUACCAAACCUCCGAGAGCUAUGUGGAUGAGCUGUCCUCUAAGAAAUCAGACAUUUUAGCAGAUAUUGCGCAGUCAGAAAAAACUCGAGAAGACUGCCGCGGUUGGAGUAGCUCCGAAGUUCGAGCCCUUCAAGACCGAGUUGAUGGCCUUGAAAAGGAUUAUGGUUGGGCCGUCACUGGCAUUUCUGGCGCAAAUAUAUCCUUGUCAUAUAAACGAGAGAUUGAACUUGUCUUAGACAUAUCAUCUUUUCAGCCUAACGGAAAACGGUCACAAAUCGACUUGUGGUACAUUGCCGAUAGCAGAGAAGCACACCCUUUGCCUCGUACAACCGAAAAGGAAUUUUUCCUGCAGUGUAUCCGAGAAAACAUCCGAUCUGUGCUCCAAGCGUCAACCAGUGUUGGAUCCAUUCUGGAGAUGGUCCAAAGAGACUGGGACAAGGCAAUGUUUGUAUCAGAGCAGCUUCGAAAGAUCAAUUCAACUUUCCCUACGACUGUUACGAAAACUUCUGAUACCAGUAUCGAAGUCAAUAUUAGCAUGCUUCUUCGUCAGCUGGAAACCAGAGUUGACCUUAUCUUGGAAUUCCAAGGCCGAACUGGAAAGGGUGACGUCGAAAUCGACAUCACAAGCUCUGCUACGGUGCCGUAUGGCCAACACUUCAACGUUGCAAAGAUUAAGGACUUUUUAAGUGCACGAAUAGGCGGAGGUCUAAAGUCUACGGGAGAGACCUGGGUUGACGGAUUGGUGGAGCUUCAGGGCAAGCUUAUUGCGCGUGGACGAAAGUGAUGAGACUACUGCUAUAUGCAGCACAGUACAUAUUUUAACGAGGCGGAUGCAAAGGAUGGGGAACAUGCUAGUCACAGGCGUUAAACGGUACCGGUUGCAUCAUUUAUGAUUGGAUUGAUUUCACGGACAAUAUAAUUACUGCGAGGCGUUCAUCUUUUUGCCAAAGAAAACAAUCAGUUCCUUUUGCACGCGAGACUGUGCUGAAACGACUUUUUGAUACUCAGUGAUGUAACAAGGCCAUGUCUGAUUACUUUGUUCGUUACCCACAAAGCCGAACAGUACACCUUUGUUGACCUGAACACAACAAAGAAGCAAACAAAGGGAGCACCAGCAAUCUGGUACCUGUACCUGGGUUCGGCUAUUUGCGCGGGGUAGAACAGUCGCGUGGCUUACAGAAACGAACAGUAAAUGUUACAGACUCAGGUCGAUAUUACUAGUAUAAAGUUCCAUAUAUCAUGUAAAUGGAC
Molecule: messenger RNA, 4869 nt
Organism: [Torrubiella] hemipterigena
Lineage: Eukaryota; Fungi; Ascomycota; Sordariomycetes; Hypocreales; Clavicipitaceae
Source: the annotation of a GenBank genome assembly